Molecule: messenger RNA, 2613 nt
Organism: Eremothecium cymbalariae DBVPG#7215
Lineage: Eukaryota; Fungi; Ascomycota; Saccharomycetes; Saccharomycetales; Saccharomycetaceae
Gene: SOV1
Product: Sov1p
Exons: 1
Coding region: 1-2613 (870 amino acids)
Molecular function (GO): protein binding
Source: RefSeq, a predicted model, not a curated record
AUGCUACGAUAUGGCGUAAAACCAGCUAACAGAUUUUGUUUAAUUCAAAUUAGAUGCAUCAGGUCCAAACCUCAAUUAUCAAAGGUUGCUCCCACCACUGAACAAAUAGCAGGCUUCAUACAAGAGCAACACAAAGGGUUCCCUUCUAAUGAGAGCCAUAAAAGGAUGGAAAUAAAAGAAAAUCAAUUUUUGGACAUGAGGAAUGUGACAGAUAAACGGUUUGAAGACUCUGAUGACUUCAUUCAUCUCCUGGAGUUGAAAAAUCCAGGUUUUAAAAAGUCUGUCUUGAAUUUGCGACGUUUAAAGAUAAAGUUAAAAUCUCUUCCUCCAGGUUCUAAUGAUAAAUUUAAAGAAGUUUUUGAUUACUUGCUAAGAGAAUGUGAAGGUGAAAUCACUAGGAUGCAGACUAUGAGUCCUGAAAAGUUUAAGGAAACAGUGGAUAAUAAUAAGUUGAGAGAGUUGGAGAUGAAGAAAAUAAAGGCUAAAUCUGAAACUGAGCUUAGCGACGUCAUGUUCCAUGAGCUAUUAAUGAAAAAUCGAGAUGAUUCAAUAUUCCAAAAUACUGAGGAAUUAUUCAGACUGAUGUUAGACUUAGUUACGACUGGUGAUAAAAUAAUAAGUGUUGAGCAAAUGGUUCAGGCAUUUGAGUUGUCCAAAUUAAUCCCUUCUACAAUACAUCGUUUGCGUGGUAUCUUUCUAUCAGGUCGGUUGUUGUAUUCAUUGGGCACCGUAAGAAUGGAUCCAGUGAAUGAAUCCUUUUAUAUUGAAGCUUUGCUUUACCAUGGUCAUUUUAGACAAGCAAUACAUCUGUUUGAAACAUACAAAGACAAGGUUGAUCAGCGUUGGUGGUACGAGAUAGGGAUGAUGACAUUGUUAAGAGCUAAUAAAAUCCAUAAAUUUGACCAGCUAUUCAAGCGAUCAUUAGAGAAAUUUGGAUCUGAUUAUUUUAGAUCUACUGUCAUUAAAACUGCAAUUCAAAAGAAACUAUACAUGAGAGAUUUUGCAGCUGCUGACAGGCUCACCGAUUUUUUUUUGGACAUUGCAGACAGAUAUGGAUGUGCUAGAGACGAACGGAUAGAAAGCCAUAUGAAAACCUUUGAAAAUGAGGAACAAGCAAAUUUAUACUUAAAUGCUAUUCAAAAACCAACAGAUAAGGACUUUAAUAGUAUAAUACAAGCUCAUGUUUUCCGCAAGAAUCAAAAAACAGCCCUCAAAACUUUUGCAAAGUAUAUUCAGCGUCCUGAGUUUGGAGAUGCUGAUUGGAGUUAUUGUAUUACUAAAAUGCAACUGCCACUAUUAAAAGAUUAUGAAUUCCUAAAAGAGGCUAUAGAGCCGUUUUUAGAGCCUGGUUUAGAGGCUGAACGGUUAAAGAAGUUAGAAAGAAUCUUUAAUGUUUCUCUCGAAAAACUUGGUGUGCCAGAGAUCAAAAGAGCAUUGGACGUCAUCUUGUACCAAAACAUAAACAGAUUUACCUUGGACUCUAAAACAACAGAUUUAAUUCACAAAUAUAUUGUUCGCAAUUGGAUAUCCCCAACAGAAACAAUAAAUGAUGACGACCUAUCGAAGAAAUUUUAUGGAAUUCUCAAGAUUUUAUUGGCGAAUGGUAAAAUUGAGAGUUCUAAGAAGCUAGUUAAAAAAUUGGAGGAAUCGGAUGGUAGUAACUAUUAUCCAAAAGUAAAUGGACAUCAUUAUGCUGCAAUCAUCGACUACUACUUAAGAAAAGUAUUGCUUACAAAAAGUAGGGCUAAAAGGGCAUCAUACUCGAAAGAAGUAACAACUAUUUUUGAUGGUAUGAAAAAGAUGCAGUUGGAUUUCAAUUCUAGAGUGAUCUCAUCUUUGCUGGCAUUUUACAGGAAUAUGCCAGAUUUCAAUAAUUGCUUUGCCUUGAUAAAUCGAUUAUUCGAUUAUAAAUUGGCGCAGUCUGAUGCUACUGACCAAAAAAUUAACUUGAGCCCGUUCUACGGUAGACGUAUUAUUAACGUAGAUUUAUAUGGUGAGGUAUGGAGAUGUUAUCUUUCGUAUUAUACUAAGAAAAGCGAUUGGACUUUGCUUCACCAUACUUCCAACUCAGUCGGUUGGAAGAAUCAUGUGAUGCAGACCAUGAAAGAGACCAAAAUCCACCCAACUCAUUCGAUGCUUCUGUUGUUUAAAACUAUGGUGGAAGAUGACAACAUUUUAAUAUCCUCCAAUUUAUAUGGAACUAUAAUUCGGAGCUUUAUAAAAGGACGCAAUUGGACUAGUCUUCCCGCUGUUAUAGAAUAUAUGAGAAGCAGCCACGGUGUUGAACUUGAAAAACGUCUAAAGGCGUAUGUCGAAGAAUCAUUAAAGAGAGAAUAUGUUGCUUUCGAAAGACAAAAGUUAGGUAUCAUCAAUUCUACACUAUCAUCUCCUUCAAAGCUUGCUGUGGCAAAAAAAAGAGUUGAUGAUAUGAUUAAUAAUAAUGUGAUACUGAAAAGCCAUACAGAUAAUGACGUUGAUGAUACAAUUAUCAAGCUGUUGGAAUACUUGAGCAAGGUCAAUAAGGAAGACAUUUCAACGGUAAUGGAUGUGUAUAAAAUUUUAAAACUGGACGUUGCUCUGAUCAAUAAGCUCAUGUCCAAGGAUUACCUGUAA